Pocillopora verrucosa is the source of this 1313-nucleotide messenger RNA. Lineage: Eukaryota; Metazoa; Cnidaria; Anthozoa; Scleractinia; Pocilloporidae. The record is from RefSeq and is a predicted model, not a curated record.
GCGCUGGCUUAAAUUUAAAAAAAAAAUUAAAUCAAUCCCUAUUCUUUGAAAACUGUCCAGUGUCUUUCGAUGGCCAAGUGCUAGAAGAAUGCGAGUAUAAUUUUGAGCUUUCUCGGAAAACAUUUGUGACGUCACAUGAUUAUGUUUUGCAUCUUAGCUUACUUCAUGUCAAGCGAAGGAAAACCGAACGUGCAGAGGUCUUCAAUUAGUCGUUCCCAAAGUCAAAGAAAGCCAUAGUUGAUGUGGUUACUUUCUUUGAAUAAGUUAUGGCUGAGCUAGAAGACGAAAUUUCCUCGCUUUGCAGCGAAAUACACGAGUUCAAGAUCGGAACGUUUGAGAAGUUCUAUGAUGCCAUGGAAGGCGAAAUGGAAGGUUGCUGUGUGAAUAUUGUUUUCUUUGGCAUGGCUGGGUCUGGGAAAUCAGCUUUGAUUAACUCCAUAUUCCAGUCUUUAGGAUAUAAAGAAAUGACUCCAGCUGUAACUCAAAACACUGGGAAGGAAGGAACAAAGGUUUUGGAUAGAUUCUUUCUUCCCGGAAACCCAAUCGCGCUUAUCGACACGCGAGGAUUUUUCUCGAUGGAUAUCAUUGAAGAGGUCGAACUGUUUCGCAUCCUGUUUGGAAUUGAUCGGCCGGGAGAUGAUUUGACACGGGGUGACGAGAGCGCUCUAAAGGCAACAGCCGCUGGCCAGGGAGCCCACAGACUUGAGAAGCCUCCACUAGCCGACCAAAUGCACGUCGUGAUUUGGGUCAUAAAAGCUAAUGACAUCAGAUUUGAAAAGGGUCAGUAUAGAGAAAUCAUCAAGUAUGUUCAAGACCAACUACGGGAGGCAAGUAAAUGUGCUUCAUUUGAAAUCUCUCUUCAUCCUGUUGAAGCAAUCACCAUCUUAACUGUAAUAACAUUCGAUGAUGAAGUCCAGAGAGAGCCAAACGCCGAUGAAAAAAGGAAAAGAUUGAAAGAGGCAGCCGUUGAAGUCACUGGUAGUGACAUGAGAAAUGUGUUUAUGAUUGCCAACUCGUUACGAGAACAAGAUCUUGAUCCAGUUUACAAGAAACGUGUCUUGAAGCUGGUGGAAAAAGCAUUAAAGUGCGGAGAGCGUUCCAUUAAGAUGCGGCAAACUAAAAGGGAGAGUCCAAAAAAGGAAAUCCGGCAUUCAGAGUCUGCAGCCAGUGAACUCAAGUAUCCAACCCCAGUGGAGCACGAAUAUGAACCUUUAACUGAUCGUAAAUGCAAAAGCUUACCGCCAGACUUUAAAUCACCUGAAUUGAACCAGUCUACAACGUUCACCCGAAACCUUCGAGAUGGUGCGAAAUAA